AUGUAUUUGACAAAAACUGAGUAUGACAGGGGUGUCAACACAUUUUCUCCAGAUGGCAGGCUUUUUCAAGUAGAAUAUGCUAUUGAAGCUACUAAGCUGGGGUCUACUGGUAUUGGUAUCAAAACACAGUCAGGUGUUGUAUUAGCAGUUGAGAAGCGAAUCAAUUCGUCUCUUAUCGUGGCGAACAGUGUAGAGAAAAUUUUUAAGGUUUCUGACAAGAUAGGUAUGUCUUUUUGUGGUCUUGUGGCAGAUGCCAGAACCCUCAUUGAUCGUGCUCGCGUUGAGGCUUCUCAUCACUGGUUCGUUUACAACAAUGAAAUGACUACCGAAGACGUAACUCAAGCUGUUAGCAAUCUCGCUCUUGCGUUUGGUGAUGACGAUGCUGAAGCAGGAGCAAUGAGUCGUCCCUUCGGCGUAGCUCUUAUGUUCGCUGGUUUUGACGAAAAUGGUCCUCAACUGUUCCAUAUGGACCCCAGUGGUACUUACAUCCAGUACGAGGCCAAAGCGAUUGGCUCAGGGUCCGAAGGUGCACAGCAAGCUCUGCAAGAAGUCUUCAACAGGGACAUGAGCCUAGAGGAUGCCAGCGUUCAGGCCCUGACCAUUCUUAGACAGGUGAUGGAGGAAAAAUUGGAUUCCACAAAUGUUGAGGUUGGUCUAGUUCCAUUGAUUCACUGUGACGGCAUCAAAUUUUUCGACAAGGAGCAACUAGAGACGGUGAUCAAGCAGUUGAAAUCGGUUGUAUAA
This is a messenger RNA of Mesocestoides corti, 744 nucleotides long. Lineage: Eukaryota; Metazoa; Platyhelminthes; Cestoda; Cyclophyllidea; Mesocestoididae. The record is from the annotation of a GenBank genome assembly.